AGAGGGUUUGUAUGUGGUGUAGAGUGUGUAUGUGGGGUUUGUGUAUGUGUGUGUGUGUGUGUGUGUGUGCCCGCGCGCGCUCGAUGCGCACUGGCGAGAACUGCUGGGAGAGUAGAAGAAACAGCUUCAGCCUAGGUACGAGAGCGAAUGAGUGUGUGUGCGUCAAAGAAUCUCCAGUGAUUGAUACUCUCUGUGGCGCUCCCGGCCUCAGGCGCGGGGAAAAUGAUGACUCUGUAGAUCUAGUAGCGGUAGGGCUGAUUGCGGAAGCAGCAGGGCGAGGAAAGCCAGGGAGAGAUUGGGAGCUGUUGGCUGGGAUUGUCCCUGCUCUGCAUUGCGCUGCAGUGCGGGAGUCACCGUAACUUCCAACUGUUUUGUUUUUGAACCUGAAGUGGACCAUGCUUUCGGCACAUCCCAACUGACAUCAGGCCUGGGCCAGAUUGUGUUCCACAAUCAGUCUACAUCUUCUCACCUGCCACAGGUCAACAGAAGAUGGAAGACUCCAACAGGGAUAGGACAUCCUUAGUGAAAGGUGCUAAGGACAUUGCCAAGGAGGUGAAGAAACAAACUGUGAAAAAGGUAAAUCAAGCAGUGGACCGGGCCCAGGAUGGCUACACACAGAGAUCCUACAGCCGAUUCCAAGAUGAAGAGGAUGAUGAUUAUUACCCAGCAGGAGAAACCUAUGGUGGGGAAGUCAAUGAUGAUGAAGGAUCAAGUGAAGCAACAGAAGGCCAUGAUGAAGAUGAUGAAAUUUAUGAAGGCGAAUAUCAGGGCAUUCCCAACCUUAACCAAGGGAAAGACAGCAUUGUGUCCAUAGGGCAGCCCAAAGGGGAGGAGUAUAAGGAUCGUAGUGAAUUGGAAUCUGAAAGGAAAGCUGAUGAGGAAGAAUUAGCCCAGCAGUACGAGCUGAUUAUUCAAGAAUGUGGCCAUGGACGGUUUCAGUGGGCCCUUUUCUUUGUCUUGGGGAUGGCACUCAUGGCAGAUGGAGUGGAAGUAUUUGUAGUGGGCUUUGUAUUGCCAAGUGCUGAGACGGACUUGUGCAUACCAAAUUCUGGAUCUGGAUGGCUAGGUAGCAUAGUGUACCUCGGGAUGAUGGUGGGGUCGUUCUUCUGGGGCGGAUUGGCAGACAAAGUGGGAAGGAGACAAUCUCUUCUGAUUUGCAUGUCUGUCAAUGGAUUCUUUGCCUUCCUUUCAUCGUUUGUCCAGGGCUAUGGCUUCUUUCUCUUCUGUCGCUUACUUUCUGGAUUUGGGAUCGGAGGAGCUGUGCCAACUGUCUUUUCCUAUUUUGCUGAAGUACUUGCCCGAGAGAAACGAGGGGAACACCUGAGCUGGCUCUGCAUGUUCUGGAUGAUUGGAGGCAUUUAUGCCUCGGCCAUGGCUUGGGCCAUUAUCCCCCACUACGGAUGGAGCUUUAGCAUGGGUUCUGCCUAUCAGUUUCACAGCUGGCGGGUCUUCGUGAUUGUCUGUGCUCUCCCUUGUGUCUCCUCUGUGGUGGCCCUCACUUUCAUGCCGGAAAGCCCAAGGUUCUUGUUGGAGGUUGGGAAACAUGAUGAAGCCUGGAUGAUUUUGAAGCAAAUCCACGAUACUAAUAUGAGAGCCCGUGGUCAGCCUGAGAAAGUCUUCUCUGUGAACAGAAUCAAAACUCCAAAGCAGAUCGAUGAAUUGAUUGAAAUUGAGAGUGACACAGGGACUUGGUACAAGAGAUGUUUUGUUCGAAUCCGCACAGAAUUAUAUGGAAUCUGGUUAACUUUUAUGAGAUGUUUUAACUAUCCUGUUAAAGAGAAUACAUUGAAACUGACAGCAGUUUGGUUCACCUUGUCUUUUGGGUACUAUGGAUUGUCUGUCUGGUUCCCUGAUGUCAUUAAGCAUCUUCAGGCUGAUGAAUAUGUUUCCCAAGUGAGAAACAUUGGCAGAGAAAAAGUGGCCAAUUUUACUCUCAACUUCACCUUGGAAAAUCAGAUCCACACCAGUACAGAAUACGACAAUGGCAGGUUCAUGGGGAUGAAGUUCAAAUCUGUAACUUUUAAAGACUCCAUUUUUAAGAAUUGUUACUUUGAAGAUGUGACCUCCCAAAACACCUACUUCAGGAACUGUACAUUUAUUGAAACACAUUUUAACAACACAGAUUUUGAGCCAUAUAAAUUCAUUGACAGUGAAUUUAAAAACUGCACAUUUUCGAACAACAAGACGGGAUGUCAAAUCAGCUUUUAUGAUGAUGACAGCGCCUACUGGAUUUACUUUGUUAAUUUUCUGGGUACACUGGCAGUAUUGCCAGGAAAUAUUGUAUCUGCAUUGUUGAUGGACAGGAUCGGACGCUUAACCAUGCUAGGUGGCUCCAUGGUGCUUUCUGGGAUUAGCUGCUUUUUCCUGUGGUAUGGUACCAGUGAAUCCAUGAUGAUAGCCAUGCUUUGUCUCUAUAAUGGCUUGACUAUUUCUGCCUGGAACUCCUUAGAUGUGGUCACCGUAGAACUCUACCCAACGGACAGAAGGUCAACAGGUUUUGGCUUCUUGAAUGCUCUAUGCAAAGCAGCAGCUGUGCUUGGAAACUUAAUAUUUGGCUCCCUUGUUGUUAUCACCAAAGCCAUCCCUAUUCUACUAGCUUCUACUGUGCUUGUAUGUGGAGGAUUGGUGGGACUCCGUCUGCCUGACACAAGAACCCAGGUUUUGAUGUAACUGAUGGGGAAGAAAAAGCCAUUUGUCAUUUUGUUUUUCUCUCUUUUCCAAGUGUCAAUUUUCUUGAUUGGUGCAAAGGCUUUAGAGAUUUCAUGCCAAGAAAGAUGGGUCAGAUAUUAUCAUAACUCGACCUCUUGUGGUGACUAAUGCUUAGCUGUGUGAGUCCUUUCCCCCAAACACAAUAUUUGCACAUAUUGCUUUGCCAUGCAUCAUUUCUUUCCAAACUGUAAAGAAAGCUACCUCCUCCUAAAGUAGGCAAGAGAAAGACAAUGCAUGCUGAAAAGCCCUCUCUUUUCAUCAAUGGAAGCUUUUCUAAAAACGGCACUAAGAUAGCCAGAAUGGCUUCAGAUUUUGCUGAGUCAGAUCAAGAAAGCUGAAAGGGGAGGAGUGAUGGUGUAAAUAAGUGCUAAUGUCAAUGCAAUAAUACACAGGAAAUAUAGGUUGACUUAUUACUACAUUCAUGUUGAAAAAAGAGAUUCUAUUUUUUUCCCCAACAGUCUGAUAUUUCCUGUUUACAUAGAAAAGAGCGAUGUAUAAUUUGGGCUAUCAGAACCAUGUGGUGGUAUAGAGCAGGUAGGGUGGGGCACUUUCAGUUAUGAGGGUGAAGGAGAAAAAUCAUGACAGGACAGCUGACAGCAAAAAGUGUGGUAAACAGUCUGUGCAAGAAAAGUCAUGGAGGGACUCGUUUUCUGAUUUCUGAUAUGAUGUGCAAAAAUAUUGGUGAGACAGUGUACGUGAAUAUGGUUUUCUGAAUAUUUGAAAAUUAAAAAGAAACCCUCUGAUCAUAACAGGCAGUUUUCAUAGACAGAAAGGUUAAGAAAGGAAAGCUUCUAAAAGGUUCCUCUCUGCCCUAUAUUGUUCAACUACUCUAUCCUUCUCAGUAGAACAGAGAUGUCAGGUGCAGUCAAACGACUUUAACAAAUUAGUUUUGAUUUAUCAAAGUGAAAUUUGGUAGAAAAAUAGUCCCUCCAUCUCAUCAAUUCUGAUCUCAAAGAACAGAUGCAAUGGCUGUUGAUUAAGUGCUCACACGUGACUAUUCCUGCUGCUUCCCUGCAACAGAUCACCCAGUUUGAAAAUAUUGUUUUAAAAUGUGUCCCCAAACAAUUUUAAAAUGCUUCCCUGGGGCAUUAUAGGGACAGUGUGUUUUGGGGUUAUAGUGUUUGCCUUCAGCUUAUGUUGAUCAAAUCCAUACAUAUCUCUACUGAAGGUAGCCAUGGAGUUAUAACACAGCAUCACAAUCACAGUUGGCUGCUUGGUUGUAAUUUUUCAUUGGGAAUUUGCUUGAGAAUGGCAAAGGGAGGGACAGCAAAGAAUUCCCAUGGACCAGCUGUCAUCCAGAUGACCCUCUCACCUCUCCCACAUGCCUCAGCCUUAGACUUUUGCUACGUGUAAAGACACAUCUUUCUUUGAAAUCUGAAGCUUCUGUACAUACUUGGAAUAAUAGCUCACAGUCCGUAGUAAAUCAUCUUUUGUGCCAUACAUACUGUCACUUGAAAUGAUACAUGUUUUUGAGCUUGGUAUACUUCCUUAGAAGAUUAUCAACAUUAGCUAUUCUGUGGGGCAACAUGACAAAAAGAGCUAGGUCUCAGGAGCCACACAAAAGUGAAGACUAGCAAUGAAAGCUCCAGUUUGGGACCUUCGUUUCUAAGAAUCAAUGAAUUAUAGGUUUGUCUCUAUAGGGCAACUCUACCUCUCCCUGUCCCAUGAUCACUGUGAUCUGAACUGUCAUCUCAGUUCAGACUGUGCAUGAAAGCUUUUUUCCAUAAGAAGAAACUGUUCAGUGCUAGGCUCAUCAAGAAAACUAUGCCAAGAGAGGGAAAAGGAUGGAGAAAAGCAGGAAGAAAGACUAUAGAAAUCAAGGAAACAGGAAAGAGGAGCCCAAAACUGGAAAACUAAAAAAAAUAAACAAGAGAAUUGGCUGUCAUUAAGGGGCAAAGAAAUUGGCUGUACUAAAAAUCUUAGACUUUACUCACUCUCUUCCUCCUUCUUCCCCUUUACUUUCUUUCCUUUUCUCUUUAAAGGAAAUAUUCUCAAAGUCUUUUAGAUUGAUGAGAAAUAUGUAAACAGCAGAAGUCAGCAUCUACCAUGUUCCAGGCACUAUGUUAAGCACUAGGGAUAGAAAGAUACAAAAAAUUGUCCUUGGUUUCAAGGUGAUCCCAAGAGUAGUAUUUCUAAAUCCUAUGUAGUCUGAAUCUCUAAAUUCUCCUUACUAAUUACAUGGGGGGGGGGGGGGGGGGGAAAGCAUGUGUUGCUAUACAUCCAGAUCAUCACCUUUUGCACAUCUUAGAUACUUCUGAUAGUCUGGGGAAAUUUAUGUACUUCAUCUCAAAAUAAUGCUUUUGAAUGUGUACAAUCAAAUGCAUAGGGCUUUAAAAAUAUAGUUUUAUUGAAUAGUUAUCAAAAGUAAUUAUAAAAACAACAAGUUUCUCAGACCCCAGGUUAAGAAGCCCUUAUCUAGACUCAAAAAACAUAAUUGUUCUUAUAGCCUUACUAGGUUCUCUAGUCCUGUUACAUGAUUCUUAUUUAUCUUAUGUCAGUCAGUACAUAUGAUGCUUCUACAGAGAAGGUACAUGAUUGAACUAUAUUUCAGUAUAAAUUGAGUCAGCAAAGCUGUAAUGAAAAGUUAAAAGCAGAACUCCACUUCUCUGAAGCAUCUCUUUUUUGUGCCAAUAAGCAUGGUUCUAGGAAAUUCUACCUCCAGAGAUCCACAAAGGACCUUUUUCAUCCUUUGGUCCAAAACCCAAGCUAUUGGUCUUUUCCAAGUGGGAACCUUUUGCAUGCCCCCAUUUAUAAACAAGUAAUUUUUUUUUGACAGUUUCUACUAUUUCACCUAAGUUCCUCACAUUUGCUUUCCUCUUCCAGAGAUUCUCCCUAAAAGAGAUCAGGUUGUUUCCAAAGUAUGUUGCAAAGCCUGUCUAGCAUGUUUGGGGUUUGACAUUUAGCUGCGGAUUAAGAUAUAAUAAUGAGAUAAGUAUGCUUAUGAAUCUAUCCAGUUAUUGGGUCGCUCACUGAUACAUAAAAGUCUGGGUGACAUGUCUUUUCAUUCAAAACAAAGAAGAAAAUAAGAAGGAACUCAGAUAUGAAAGCCCAGAAGAAAAACAAGAACAUUUAAUUCCUAAAUUUCCUAUUCUUUUGGCACAUAUGCCAAUGCUUCUGAACCUUCCCCAGAAUCCAACCAGAAUUCUCCAUGUCCCCUUAGGGAGAACAGAAUACUUUCCCCAUAUACAAGUUCAGUAUUCCAAGCUGUGCUUCUCAUUAUUAUGUUUCAGUGACCAGACUCACAUUUAGCAUCACUGUUUUAUAUGCCAAGUGGGAUCUCAUUUAUCCUGUUGUCCCAAGAGCCAUCACAGACUAAUCCAUGGAGGGGAUCCUCUAUCUAUCAAAAUUCAGCUGAAUUCAGGAAAAGUUCCUUCAAUUCCGCAUUAAUCAAGAGAUUGCAUUCUGGAAUCUUACCUGCUGGUAAUACUUCUACAAAUAUUUGAUACAGUCAAUUUAUAAUGGAAACAUUAGGGAAUAGAAUAGAAUGAACGGAGAGAUGUUGGUCAAUCAGUUGGGACACAAGUGUGAGAAGUGUCAGAGGACAGAGUUCCAAUUUUGCUUACCCUGACAGCCUCUUUAAAGUCGAAAAUUCAAUCCUUUGAAGCUGGGAACCCAUCUUUCCAGAUUGAUAUAUUUGUCAAAUUCACUAGUUUUUUAAAAUGUACAAUGGUCAUAUCUAUUGGCUCUCUUGCACAUAUGUUUGGCUCAUAUACUCUUGAAAAAGCUCUUGAAUAGGUCUUUGCUGCCAGGAACACAAAGUUCUGGUGGAUUCUCUCUUAGUUGAAAGUUAUACUAUCACAAAUAUACCACAUAAAAUGACAGUUCUGGUUCUUAUCAAAAAGAAUUUUGCUCUCCAUUCAUGGAAAAGAUAAAAGGGAGAAUGGGGAGCAGGGAGGGUGAUGGAGGGUCAGAAAUACUAGUGCAAAAAAUAUUGUGGUGAGGAAAUGAAGAGUAUAAGGAAAGGACUUUUUUGAACCACAGGAUUCAAUUAGGUAGCAUGCCAAGGGAAUGCCAUCUGCUCCUUUCUGCUAACCAAAAUAGAAUUGGAUAUCUGCUAACCAAAAUAGAAUUGGGCAGUUUCAACAUUUAUUCUUUUCAAUGACAAAAAGGACUUUAUUAUUUCUUCAAUAAAAACCCUUUUCCUGUUCAUGUAGUAGAUUUCAGGUCAAAAAUGUUUGAGUUUGACACUUACUUAGCACCAUAGAAAGAGAGUCAGCUAGCCCUUAAAAGCCAGUUUGGCUCUAGGUCUAAAUUUCCUUUUUAUUUUUUAUUUUUUGAAAUCUGUAUUCUACACCAAGUUCAUCUCAGUAGCUGGGGGUGGGGAGGUGGGAGGGAGGAAACACCAGUCAUGUUGCGAUAACAGAAGGAAAUGUUACCAAUCUGCACCUUAAGAAUUCUGAAAUUAAACCUAAACUUACACAGUUUUUCCUUCUUUCAGGCAAUGUAUGUUUUUUGUCAUAUUAACCAUGUUAUUCAACAAGUUAAAUCUAUAUAGUAUGGGAACAAAAAUGUCAGUGUCUCCUGUGCGCUUUAUCUGUCCACUUAACUAUUUCCUUGUGUGUGUUUACAGUUGCUUUUGUACUAUUCUUGUCACUGUCUUGACACAUGGUUUAUGUCUGUUCUCCUCAAUAAUCUUUGCCCAAACUCAAGAAAUAACCAUUGCCAGAGUUUCCUGCAACUGACGGUUGAUGUGAGCAGGAUCUCAUUCAUUUAUUAGUGACUUACUUUUUUUCAAGAGUCCAGUCUACAAACUGGCAGCCCACAUUGGGAACAAAUGGGGCAGUAAGGGAAUUAGAUGGCUAGAAAACUUCUCUAUUGCUAGGAACAUUUACUGUGAUAAAUGAUUCAUUCUUUGUAUCACCUUUAAAGAAGAGAAUACAGAGUUAUGUCUGUCAUUGAAAGGCAAAGAGCAGAACAUCACAUUGACCACAAAAGAAAGGAUUUUUUACAGGAAGGAAGAGAGGAAUUUGGAAAUUAAAACCAUCACCCAAGCCUGGCCAGCAAGGCAAAAUAGCUGGUAUUAAUACAUGCCCAAUAGAUUGAGCUACCUAUUCACAAAGUAAAAUUUUACACUGGGCAUCUUUGUAGAAGCUAUUUAGCCAGCACUUGGGGAAAAAAAGGGAGAAAUAGACAAAUCUGUUCUUUUCAACGUUAUUAUUUUGAAAAAAAAUUACCCAGAAAUAUUAUUUUAAGGUACAAGAUGCAAAAAUCAACAAAAAAGUAGUUACAUUUUGAAGGAGAAGUUAUUUGAUUUUUUAAAAAUAAGAAAUGCUCUAUAAAACUGUUGCUGUCUAUUUUCAGGAAUCUUUUCUAAGGCCUGCAACUAAAAUGUGUUAAAAAAAAAAAAACUCUAAUCCAGCAGCCUUUGGAAUCUUCACUCUGGAAAGCAUAAAUAAAUCUUAUUGCUUCUUCUAUUUCCCUUGAACUGGUCUACUGGGUAAAUUUCCCCUUGUUUUCAAAGAUUUCCCCACCAAAGACUUCCCUUAUUCUUUCUUUCCCUUUCUAUCUUUUCUUCAAAAUUAGGAUAAAGCAACAAGGAUUCUUCUCUCUCCCCCACAAAGCUAACUUAGAGGGUACAUUUUAAUAUAGGCACAUAGAAACUACAGAACUUAAAGUAAACAUAAUCAAUUAAAAGAGGUAGCUACUAAAUGUAUCCACAUCUGGGCCAUAACAGUAACUGAUUCCCUCUCCUGAUGAAACAGAAUCAAUCCUGAUUAUUUCUUGUAUUAUUUUCACAUCAUAAAAUACAAAAUUACUCAUCCUAAGUGUGCUGCUUAUUCCAAGCACUAAGCUAUGACUUACAUUGUCCUUUCUUCCAAUUUAUCUAUCUUUUCACUCCCUCUCUCUCACCUUAUAUCUUCCUCACCUUUGUUUCCUUCUCUACUGCCUGUGUCUUAGAGGAGCUCAGAAACAUAGCUUGAUCAUAGUAAUCCUCAGAGCUGAAGAAAGGAGUUUUAAUCACUCUUCUGGAAACAUGAAUAUAGAUAACAUGUGGAUAGUGAUUGUGAAAUAUAUUUGCUGUGAAUACUCAAGAAGCCCUCAAGGCCUCUGACGUACAAUUAUGAAGAUAAUAUUGAACCAUGAUUUGGCAAGAGUUUCCAUUUGCUGAGAAGCCAUAUACAAUAGCCUACUCUCUGUCUUGUCUCAAAUUCCUAAGUCAAGAUUACAUAUAUAAUCAUAUAUUUAAAGAAAAUACUAUACAUUUGAGUGUAUUUGUGAUAGGACUAUAUAAAAGAUUGAAAGUUCUAGUGCCUUCCUUCCAAUCCAAAUGCUAAAAUUAUAAUGGUUGAUAUUCCUCCUUCUUCCUUUAAAACAGAAUCAUUGCACUACAGAAGGUACCUCUUGGUAUAUACUCCUUCCUCAUCCUCCAAUCAGUGUUUAAUCCAUGUUAAAACUAAGUUAGAGUAAAAAAAAAAAACAGUCGCCCACUUGAACAAUAAGACAAAAUCCUUGGCUAUCAACUAACUAAACACUUUUAGUGUUUUAUUGUUAGUUAAAAACUAACUUUAGUUUUUUUUUAGUUUUAGUUUUAGUUUUUAACUAGUUAAAAACUAACUUUAGUUAGUUUAGUUUUUCUUAACACUGUUAAGAAAAUUUAGGGAACAGGGAUGACUUUUCUUGUUGAAGUUGCAUGCCUUAUGACAGUGAUUCUCCAAAUUUCAUCCUUUCACGAGGUCCACCAGGUAAAAAUAAUUUUAUAAAAAUACUAAGACAUUUUAGUUUCUAAUAAGGUAAAUAUCAAUAUAAAUAUAUAUAACCUAUAUAAGCAAAAACAUGGGGGUGGUCCUUAAUGAUUUUCAAGAUUGUAAAAGGGCCCCAAGACCAAAAAAGUUUAAGAACUGCUGCCUUAGAGAAUAUUUAGCUGCUCAUCAUGCAAAGAUGUGAUUAUGACUGUCUUACUGGUCUUACAGAAACCAAGGUAAUGAAGAGGAGAGAGAAAGGGUCUUCUUUAUGCCCCACUCUCAUGAAAAUUUGCAGGGGGCUUUCUUUCCUGAGUUUAUGGGAGUUUAUCUUCGAACCCACAGAAUAGUGAUUCAAAUUCCUUGCUUUACCCUCAAAGGGAGAAAUUCUAACAAAUCAGAAGGGAUGUCAGAUACCCUAUUGUUAGAUGCAAAAUAAAUAAAACCAACAGCGAUCCUUUCCAUUUGCAUGAAGUCUAUCUCCAGUCCCACACAUGCGCAGGUGAAACUCGGCCCCCCCACCUGCCUUUGAAGUUCACCAGUCUUGCCUAGGUGCUGGUUGACAUAUUGUUCUAAUUUCCUCUCCACCACAAUUGUUAUAAAUUUAUGGUGCCUAAUCUGUAUACUAAAUCAAAAAGAUUAAAGGGUAAAGAAGUGUUUUCUCUUGAUUUAUGCCCUCUCCACAUUCAAAAAAUCAUUGUACAUCCUUAAUUCUGACCCAGGGAUAGGAUGCCCAGGUCUCACAUCUCAUGCUCUUUGCUCAUGUGUACAUAAUGUAUAUAAAGCACUAAGCUAUUUUUUAAGUUAGAUUUCCAUUUUGGAUGCAUUUUCAGAUCAACUCUUUUGCAAAGAGAUCUUGGCAAUGGUCUUGUUUUUUGGUUUCUAUAUUUCCUGCUCUGUGUGCUCUCCUGUCACGUGGGUCCCAGUCACCACUAUUGUACAUAUGUGUUUGCAUGUGCAUCCCCCCAAUAAAUCCUCACUUGCAGGUUUCUGGAUUUUUUCAUCCUGAGUCCAACUGGUCCAAUUGUGAACUCAUCCCUCUGGAAUGCACCUCUGUGUCAGAUUGCUGACUGCCAAAAUGUUUGACCAAGUGUGUUUUUACCGAAAGCCUUGAAGGAAGUUGGCUGUAUCUUGGUGGAAGGGCAUGCUCUGUGUAGAAUGAUUGUACAUACGAUAUAAAUCUAUCAGCUAUGGAAGUGUCUGUAAAUUUAUCUGCCAGAUACCUGACAUUCAUGUAACAAACACAAAGAUAUUUAAUGUACAUCAGAUUAAUAAAUGGGCAUUUUUUGCUCCAUUAUAUUCAAAUAAAGAAUUUUUCUUCAUCAAGAA
Messenger RNA from Sarcophilus harrisii (Tasmanian devil), 10718 nucleotides. It is a transcript of the gene SV2C, whose product is annotated as synaptic vesicle glycoprotein 2C. Lineage: Eukaryota; Metazoa; Chordata; Mammalia; Dasyuromorphia; Dasyuridae. Gene Ontology annotation, molecular function: transmembrane transporter activity. The transcript is spliced from 13 exons. The record is from RefSeq and is a predicted model, not a curated record. Gene Ontology annotation, biological process: chemical synaptic transmission; transmembrane transport. Bases 490 to 2670 code for a protein of 726 amino acids. Gene Ontology annotation, cellular component: membrane.